UGCCGGUCUCACAGCCCAGCACACCGACCCCGGAUCAGGAUCCACCCGCCUAACUCCAGCGUAGUAAGCUCCGUCCCCCUCUUUUGUCUCUGACACAGAGAACAGACCAACCUGUUGAGUGUGUCAGUGCGGACAGACAGGGUGUUGGCGCACAGUGAAGCUCUCUGCUCCGUCCCUCGCAUCCGUCUCACUGGAGAAAUUACCUCGUUUCAGUCGCAGCAAAAACAAGUACAAGGUAAACAUCCUCAAGCUCCAAGAUGUCAAAGAUCUGUGCUUUGGUGUUGAUGACACUCGUGUCCCUGGUGUCGGCAGAAGAAGAGAAGCCGGAAGACGACCCAUUUACUUUUGACUACCACAGACUGCGUGUCGGAGGCCUGAUUCUAGCUGCCGUCCUCUGUCUCAUUGGCAUCACCAUCCUGUUCAGUGGCCACUGCAGAUGCAAGUUCAACCAGGACAAGAGGAGGAGGACAGGAAGCAAUGCUCAGCAGAUGCUCUCUGACCAAGGUAGUCGUUCCUGCGACUGCUAGAGUUCGAUCAGAACACACACUGACUUCCCAAACCUGCAACCAAGAGAUAACAAGAAGGAGGAGCAGCAGCGAUUUUUUUGUCACCCAAUGAGAGGCUUCUCUUUGUUUUUUUGUUUGUUUUUUUAUCUAGAGAGAUCAACAGGAAAUAGUCUUGUGCGUAGCUGCUGUGAAGUGUGAUGCUUGCUGCCUGAUAAGCUACUGUCCUGCAGCCUGCACCUCCACACAAACCCACACUUACACACAUUGUCACUGUUACUUUCAUCUUCAAGUGACUUCACACAACAGCCCCAAUUUAUUACCAAAAAAAAACAAGUGUCUACAUGCUGUAGGUCGUGUCUCGCUCUACUUUUGCUGUCUGUAAUGUAUGUGUAUGGUAAACAUUGAUGUAGAUAUUAGUCGCUAAUCGUGACCAAGCUAACCCGCUGUCCAUUCUUUCAUGUCAUAUAUAUACACAAUCAAUGUGGCCACGAUAGUUCAAGAUAAGCUGCGGAGUCUGAUGUUUAGCUUUAUGGAGGAGUUGUAGCGGAUUGCACUGUUCAGAGAUACAGAAAGAAUCUGUCAUGUUUCUAUAAAAGACCUGUUGAAACGA
Hippoglossus stenolepis (Pacific halibut) is the source of this 1116-nucleotide messenger RNA. RefSeq names its product phospholemman. The record is from RefSeq and is a predicted model, not a curated record. Gene Ontology annotation, cellular component: membrane. The transcript is spliced from 8 exons. Bases 258 to 527 code for a protein of 89 amino acids. Gene Ontology annotation, biological process: regulation of sodium ion transmembrane transporter activity. Gene Ontology annotation, molecular function: sodium channel regulator activity. Lineage: Eukaryota; Metazoa; Chordata; Actinopteri; Pleuronectiformes; Pleuronectidae.